Trematosphaeria pertusa is the source of this 2567-nucleotide messenger RNA. RefSeq names its product barren. The transcript is spliced from 4 exons. Gene Ontology annotation, biological process: mitotic chromosome condensation. Gene Ontology annotation, molecular function: chromatin binding. Lineage: Eukaryota; Fungi; Ascomycota; Dothideomycetes; Pleosporales; Trematosphaeriaceae. The record is from RefSeq and is a predicted model, not a curated record. The coding region runs from base 39 to 2444 and encodes 801 amino acids. Gene Ontology annotation, cellular component: condensin complex.
CGACCACGGCCAGAUCGAACGGCAUACUCACGCCAACCAUGCCGCGCACUAGCACGAAGUACAGCAUCGCGGCGACGCCGCAUAAGUCGCCCAUAAAAGUUCCCUUGAACGAUGACAAACAGGAAAAGGCCAACCGCCGGCAAGCACUCCAUGAGGCCCAGAGAAACUCCAUUAGAGCAUCAGCGACACCGAACCGACGACGGGUAUCGCUCGCUGCACAGAACAGUCCGCAUACGCCCUCAAAUGACCAAGAUGGCAUGCCCGAUGUCGCCGGAACCGCCGUGACGCCCAUGAAGCGCGUAAUGCCUCUACUGGCGAACUUCGAAGAGUGGAUGAAGAUGGCAACGGACAAUAAAAUCAACGCGACCAACUCGUGGAAUUUCGCCUUGAUCGACUACUUCCACGACAUGUCAUUGCUUAAGGAAGGCGAUGGAGUCAACUUCCAGAAAGCCAGCUGCACUUUGGAUGGCUGCGUCAAGAUCUACACGAGUCGAGUGGACAGUGUCGCCACAGACACGGGCAAGUUGCUCAGCGGUCUUGCGGAGAGCGGGAACAAGAAGCGCCGCGGAGGGGAGGCGGAGGAAGAUGGGGAGGACGAAGAUGGAGAAGACGGUGAGGAUGGGCAAAAGAAGCGAAAGAAGCGCGCCGCGCGAUCGGCAGAAGCAACACUUGCGACAUCGUUCGCACAGCUGCAGAACAAGAAAAUGGAGCUAGAACUCUCAGUCGACCCUCUUUUCAAGAAAGCCUCCGCAGAUUUCGACGAAGGCGGCGCCAAAGGACUCCUCCUCAACCACUUAGCAAUCGAUGCAAAAGGACGAAUUGUCUUCGAUAGCAGCGACGACGCCAACGAUGCGACCGCUAGCGACUCAAGAGCCACUCCUGCGCCGGAGGAGGCUGCCAAUUCGCAAGGAGAGAAAGACGAGCCAGAAGAGGAAUCAUCUGAUGUUGAGGUAGAUAUCUCCGGACUCGCCGCGAAGUAUUUCCCCGACCUUGGGCGAUUAGACGAGCAAGACGUGUGCCCGUCAAUGAAGACUUUCGAGCUGGGCGAUGCGAGCGGAUCCAUGGACCUACCCUUCCUCAAGGCUCCGGAAGACUGGCGGCAGGACCAAGACAAUGAGGGCGAUGAAGAUGCCGGCAAUCGAUCUGGACUGUUGCUCGAUGAGGACAACGCUUUGGGCUUUGACGAUGACGAUGACAUCAAUAUGGGGGGAUUCGAUCUACCUCCCGAGACUGGCUUUGGUGAAGGCGGCGAAGUCUGGGCCAGAGAAGCCGCACGCGACCCCCAAGCACGUGUCCAUACCAUUGGUAUGGGAGCUGGAGACGAAGAGGUUGGCGAAGGUGGUGACGGAGCUCUUGGCGCGGACGAACGACAAUAUGGCCUCUCGUUAACUCAUGGCCGCGGCGACGAGCAAGAAAACAUCCUCAGCUAUUUCGAUCAGGCUUUGAAGAAAAACUGGGCCGGUCCCGAACAUUGGCGCAUCCGGCGGAUCAAAGACAUCGGGAAAGCUCCCCCCACUACGAAGCGCAAGGAAAAGGAACCCUUCAAGAUCGAGUUUGCAGCGCCGAUGAGCCAGUCUCUCGCAGACAUGCUCUACACGCCGGCUACCUCUAACUCUACCAUAUCAUUACCAAAAGCACAGUGGAAAUCGAAGACACGAAACCUACUACCCGACGACAAGCACUUCAAUUCGAGGCAACUGCUACGACUCUUCCUGAAGCCCAAGGCUCGUAUGGGCUCUCGGAGAGAUAGUAGACGACCCCAGCAGCAGAAGCCUGAUGAUAGGGCUAACGGCGAAAUCGACGAAGCUUACUGGGCCAGGAGAGAGAACGAGGAGAAUGCGCUGGCGGAGGAGGAAGGAGCUCAAGGCAACUACGAUGCGGACUUCUUCCAGGACGAUGGCUUGCCCCUUCCUGGCGGACCAUUGGACGAUGAUGACGACGCUUUCGCCGAUGCUCGCGAUCACUUCUCACCCCCAGCCGAGGACGCACCUGGAGGUCCGGGACAAAUGCAGCCCCUAGACGGUGCUGUUGUGGGCACCGGGGAAGGCGCCUUUGGAACCCAGCUAGUCACACAGAGUCGAAGAUUCCGACCGGAAUACGUGCAAUAUGCGCGAGUUGCUAAGAAGGUAGAUGUGAAGCGGCUGAAAGAUGAGCUAUGGAGAGGCAUAGGAUUCGAAGAGAUCAAUGCACCUCCGGCCGCGGACGCAAUUGACGAUGCUGCAUCGAAAGCGGUCGACGGCUCUCUGAAGUUCACCCAAGUGAUGAAUGGCCUGCAAACAGUAUAUCCCAAGCAGGCGAUGGCAGAUAUCUCGACAUCCUACUGUUUCAUCUGCCUACUGCAUCUGGCGAAUGAAAAAGGCCUCAUUAUCAAUAACCAGGAAAACUUUGAAGACUUGACGAUCCGGAGAGAUUUCACUGCGGACCUCAGUGUCGGCCACGAGUAGUGUAUGGCGGCAUGCGUUAGUCAAGGGUGGCAUGUGGGGAACAUGCGUGUUGGAUUUUGGCGUUUCGGUUAGGUUGCAUAGGCCUCGUAACGUGUAAAUGAUCUUCAGAAAUCAGGAUUCUUG